UGUCCGAUUUAAAUUAGAAUUUUGUUAUUCUAUUUCGAGUGUGGUAAUAGAAAGAAAUAGUGUAAUUUUUUUCCGUAUUCACGCGGGCGAAGCGGUGGGCAAUCUAAUAAACCAUAAAUUUCAAAUAUAAUAUUAGCAUCAUAAAUAUCUUGUUGAUACAUUUUUUUUAUGAAUAAGGAUAACACAUAGCUAUUAAUAGUUACUGACAAUCCAGCGUGUCGUCAUUUGAGUUACAAAGCUUGGACAUUGAUGUUUAUACAUAUAUUUCCUGUAUUAUAUGGAACUGAACUGAAAAGUUAGUAAAUUAAACAAAACACAUAGUUAUAACAAUGUAAAAAACUUGAAAUGGAUUUGAAGUCUAUUGCCUGCGUCUUGAUCGCAUCCUCUGCACUACAGUUAUUGAGAGUAACCGAUGCGCAAAGCCAAUUUUCAGUACCUUCUGAAUGUGCUGAUGAUACAAUAUGCUUCCAAAACCGUCAAAAACAUUUGAACUAUCCACAAGAGGAGAUAGAUGAGAUUCUGCAAAAUAAUCCCGUUUUUAGUAAUUCAUAUGAUGAUUACGAUGAAGACGAGGAAGAAUUGGAGCUAUUGAACAACGAUAGCAAUGAUGAAGUAAACUGCAAGACAUACGUUACGUUGGAACCACCUUUCUUCGUAAAAGGCGAUAAGUGGUACCCUGUGGUACAAUCACGGUAUUUGACACAAAAUAUAAGAAAUGUUAGAUGCAGCCAUGAAGGUAGCCAGUGCUUUCAGAAUUUACUGCUGCAAGAUAAUAUUUACAAUGCUACAUGUGAGACGCAAAAAGGGAAAAUCGACAUUUAUGCUUACGACCAUACUAGUAAGGAAAUCAAACUUAUCCCGAUAGAGGUCAAUAUUAAUUGCAAAUGCACCGUUAGGGAUGUUCCUAAAGAAUAAAAAAAAAGCUAAAGAGAAAUUGAAUUCAGAAAUGUAUCUGGCUGAAAAUAAUACAACAUUUGUAUAAAGAACCAUAGAUGCUAAGUACCUAAUGCUAAUAAAACUCUGAUAUUAA
Molecule: messenger RNA, 1030 nt
Organism: Plodia interpunctella (Indianmeal moth)
Lineage: Eukaryota; Metazoa; Arthropoda; Insecta; Lepidoptera; Pyralidae
Exons: 6
Coding region: 346-915 (189 amino acids)
Source: RefSeq, a predicted model, not a curated record